ACAUCAUGGAUCCUUACGAGGUGGACGACGAACCACGCAUGGUGUCCCGUAACCCUAUGCUCAUCCCGUGUUUCCUCGCGGUCGAUUACAUCUGCAUGGCUGGCGUGGUCGUGCUGUGGUUCGUCCUCCUGUUCACGGAAAACCUCCCCGGUCCGACCAAUCGUGGAUUUUGGUGUCACGAUCGUAAUCUGAUGAUGCCCUACUUGGAGGAUGAUAUAUUUACGGAGGAGGUGCUCUAUGUGACCUGUUUUGCUGCCCCGCCCAUUAUGAUCCUUUACGGAGAGUGCAUGCUGGCCCUCUGUUCGUGCAAGAAGACAUCGCCUGAGAUGAAGGUUGGGAGGAGAAAGGUCGUCAAGAGCUGCUCUCUCAAGCUUUACCCGGUGAUUAGGAGGAUGUUCAGAUUUACAGGUGUCUUUGCUUGCGGAGCCUUUGCCACGUGGAUCAUCACCGAUGCUGCACAGAGAGUUACAGGAAUACAGACGCCAUACUUCUUGACCGUGUGUCGACCAAACUAUACAGCUCUCGAUUGCAACACAUUCAUCACCGAUUAUGAGUGUGUAAAACGGGAUGAUGAUCUCCUGGAACAAGCUAGGCUAUCAUUUCCUUCGCUACAUGCAUCUCUAGGUUCAUAUGCUGCAGUCUUCACCAUGGCCUACAUGACAAGUCAAGUGAGCAUCCCCUGUACGAGGCUCCCCAUUCCACUGGCGAGUUUGGGUCUCCUGUCGGGAGGACUCCUAUGGGGAAUCACAAGAGCCUCGAAGUAUCGGCAUCACUGGAGUGAUGUCGCAGUGGGUUUCCUGCUGGGCAUGGUGGUGACACUGUACUUGGUAUUUGCUGUACUGGCGUGUUUUGAAGAACGCCCCCAAGAUGACCCAAACAACCUGCCGAAGAAAUCCUCCAGUCCAAAGCGUUCGUCGCCUCUCUCCUUGAUCAGAUUGCCGAGACUACGGGCAUGUAAUGGGAGCCUUGCUGCACAAAAUGGCCCCGCGACCUUCCACAACCCGUCUUUUGUCGGCGAUAGUUUACGGAGAGACUACUAAAUCAAUGAGCAACUGCUUUGUCGAUCAAAACGUAUAAUUUGUAAAAGCGUUGUAACACCUUUGUAACCAUUAUAAAGUAAUGAAUGCAUCCUCUAUUGAAUACAAAAUAUUGUGUAAUAUAAAUC
Strongylocentrotus purpuratus (purple sea urchin) is the source of this 1165-nucleotide messenger RNA. Its product is annotated as phospholipid phosphatase-related protein type 1. The transcript is spliced from 7 exons. The coding region runs from base 6 to 1040 and encodes 344 amino acids. NCBI's taxonomy places the organism in Eukaryota, Metazoa, Echinodermata, Echinoidea, Camarodonta, Strongylocentrotidae. The record is from RefSeq and is a predicted model, not a curated record. Gene Ontology annotation, biological process: phospholipid metabolic process; phospholipid dephosphorylation; signal transduction. Gene Ontology annotation, molecular function: phosphatidate phosphatase activity.